Molecule: messenger RNA, 1053 nt
Organism: Telopea speciosissima
Lineage: Eukaryota; Viridiplantae; Streptophyta; Magnoliopsida; Proteales; Proteaceae
Exons: 2
Coding region: 6-743 (245 amino acids)
Source: RefSeq, a predicted model, not a curated record
CAGAGAUGUCAAGCACUGAAUCUGCUGAACCUGUAGCUUCCAUGGAAGUGAAUGAAGCUCCUAUGUCCAUUGACCAUCAACAACGUGAUGAAGCUCCUAAUGAUCAAAUCGAUGCUGCCCAAGAGCAACCAAUUCAUCCAAGCCCAAAGGAUACUGAUAGGGUUCAGCAGUCAGGUACAGGAAUGGAUUUUGCUGUGAUGCAUGGUGCUGCAGAGGAAGAGAAGAAAACAGUUGUACUGACUAAUAGUAAUGAAGCCCCUAUUCCUACUGAUACUCAACUCUCUAGUGCUGAUGGUUACCACCCAAGUGGGGUCUUGUCCGAAAGCCAUACGACCCCUGUUGAAGUAGCCAUUGACAAUGGCGAUGCUCUUUCAAGUUCUAUUGGUGCAAAGGGGACCAAGAUGAUGGAUGGCCAAUCUGAUCAGAUAGCUGAUGGCUCCAGUAACAGUUUUGAAGUUUCACAGGAGGGGGUUCAUAUGAUGCCUCAGCUUCAGUGUAGUACUCUGGAGUCCGAGGCACCAGUAGAGGAUCAUAAUGCUGUUACAGAAGCGGAGAAAACAGAUGGUGUUAUUUUCAAUCCAGAUGAAGGUUUUCAGGAGAUGACAAAUGAUGGUAAUGGGGAUUUGAAGCUGGUUCCUGGAAGUGAAGAUUCAGUGGUUAAUUCAGAUGGGGGAGAUCUCAAUCACAAGCCUGCCGAAACUGUGGCUACUCUCAACAAUACUGAACAAGCAACAGCAAAUUGACGAGUGUUGAGGACUCUUCAGUGUAAUGAUCUUCUUGGUGGAAGUAAAAUGUGCAAUAGCUCACUGUGCACCAUACGACGGUUGGUUAGGAUUGAUGAAAGUGUCAAGCUAGAUUCACUUGCAUAAUCUGUGGGGCAAGUGGACUGUCAAUGGUUGCUGUAAUUUUUCCAUGUUAGGGUUGGUCCCCUUGGAGUUCCUUACAUGUAACAAAGUGUGAGAGGGUGGAGCUAGGAUGCUGCCAUAAAUGCGUUUCUAUUUGUGUGACUAUGAAAUUUGGAACUGUCAAGGUGAUGGCUCUUUGAAGGGCAAA